Penicilliopsis zonata CBS 506.65 is the source of this 2098-nucleotide messenger RNA. RefSeq lists its product as hypothetical. The transcript has 4 exons. NCBI's taxonomy places the organism in Eukaryota, Fungi, Ascomycota, Eurotiomycetes, Eurotiales, Aspergillaceae. The coding region runs from base 311 to 1927 and encodes 538 amino acids. Gene Ontology annotation, molecular function: transmembrane transporter activity. The record is from RefSeq and is a predicted model, not a curated record. Gene Ontology annotation, biological process: transmembrane transport.
UGACAAAAUCCUUCUAGAGGUGCCGGUUUGCCGGUCACGCAGGAGAAUGGCCCAAUUGAUUCGUGGGAUCGCCGAGUCCCCCAGCUAGUCGAGGCUGGGGGCUGCUUCUAUUGCAGCGGGGGCUGCGGAGUUGAGUCAAUUGCGAAUCGAUCCUGGACUCUAUUAUUAAUCCUUGCAUAGGUUUUUAGAUGCACUAUGGAUGCCUUGUUUAUAAUAUGGACUGGAGGCGACUUCUGGGGGCUGUUGCCAGAGGCCGAGCGUGGGUUGUUGAACUCCCCAAGGCGAGAGUUUUAGAUGCGCGUUGAGAAACAUGAAUUCCUUUUCAUUAACCCAGAGCCUCGAGUUUGAAGAAGGCGGCGAGAUCCAAAAUACACACCAGUUGGAAAUCGCGGGAGAGGAGCACGCAAUAGAAGAAGAGAAAGCCUUUUCUGAGAGAAGGGUUUCCUCCGUUCGGGAUGGAGGUAGCGACAAGGAUCUCGAGGUGGGAACUGACGCCCAGCAGACAGACGAGGAGGAACAAACGGCAGAACUGCACGAUCCGAACAUUGUCGGCUGGGAAGGUGACGAGGACCCUGCUAAUCCCAUGAACUGGAGUGCGACUAUGAAGUGGACGAUGACGGGGAUUGUCUCGCUCAUCACUUUUAUUGUGCCCCUGGCCUCUUCGAUGUUUGCGCCUGGUGUCACGCAGGUCACGGAAGAGUUCCACGUCUCGAACACAAUGCUCGAGGAGCUCGUGGUCUCGAUCUAUAUUCUCGGCCUGGCCUUUGGGCCUCUCUUACUGGCCCCGCUCAGUGAAGUGUACGGCCGUUGGGUCAUAUACACCGUGUCCAACAUUUUUUACACCGUGAUGACGAUCGCCUGCGCUGUUUCAAGCGACAUGAGCAUGCUGAUCGUAUGGAGGUUUCUGGCUGGUUGUGCAGGGUCCUCGCCUCUGGCUAUUGGCGCAGGCACCAUCGCGGACCUAUUCCCGAUCCACCAGAGAGGUUUAGCCUUGUCAUUCUACGCUCUUGGCCCCAUCGUUGGCCCAGGUAUAGGCCCCGUUGUAGGCGGCUUUCUUGCGGAAGCAAAAGGAUGGAGGUGGAUAUUCUGGCUGUUGACCAUCAUGAGCGGAGCAAUAACAGUGGCACAAAUAGCUUUCAUGAAGGAGACAUAUGCCGUGACCCUUCUCGCUCGGAAGACUAAGAGACUGCAGAAGUCAACAGGCAACCUGCAGCUCCGGUCCAAACUCGACAGCGGCAUUCCGGCGAGGGAAAUCCUCAUACGAGCCAUCAUUCGCCCUGCGAAGCUCACCUUACUGUCCCCGAUUAGUAUUCUGCUCUCAAUCACAGCUGCAUUUAUCUACGGCAUCCUGUACCUGCUUCUAACGACCUUCCCACUCGUAUUCGAGGCCCAGUACGGGUUUUCCAUCGGCAUUUCAGGCCUCACCUACAUCGGCCUCGCUGUUGGCAACACCGCUGGUCUCUUUAUCUUCAGCAUGACAAGUGAUCGGUACGUCAGCCGCCGCGCUGCACAGGGCAAGCUCAAGCCGGAGGACCGACUCUUCCCGUACUUCCUCGUUGCCGGCCCCCUGAUCGCCGGAGGCUUAUUCUGGUACGGCUGGACUGCCCAGGCCAAGACUCUCUGGAUUGCCCCCAUCGUGGGUUCUGCCUUGGUCGGCCUCGGCAACAUGCUCUUCUUCAUGCCCGUCAUGGGAUACUUGGUCGACGCCUUCACCGUCUACGCCGCUAGCGCCGUGGCCGCCAACACUGUCCUCCGCUCCGUCGGCGGGGCGCUGCUCCCCCUCGCUGCUGAAAGCAUGUAUGCUUCCCUGAACUACGGCUGGGGCAACUCCCUGCUGGCCUUCUUGACCUUGGCCUUCUCGCCGGCUUUGAUCGCGUUGUAUCUCUACGGCGAGAGGAUCCGUCUACGCUAUCCGGUCAAAGUUUGACUCGUCGAAAAUCGAUAAAGAACGGCCGGGAUUCAUCGUAUUGAAUCUGUUGCCAGCUUAGGAAGAAGGGGCUCUAAAAUAUCUAGUCAAUUAUAAUAAUUUAUAUACCUACAUAGAUACAUUUACAGAUAGCAGAGCAACACCGAAUAAAAGCACUCUUAUCUAUUAUCA